Coregonus clupeaformis (lake whitefish) is the source of this 1621-nucleotide messenger RNA. Its product is annotated as protein Largen-like. The record is from RefSeq and is a predicted model, not a curated record. The coding region runs from base 590 to 1456 and encodes 288 amino acids. NCBI's taxonomy places the organism in Eukaryota, Metazoa, Chordata, Actinopteri, Salmoniformes, Salmonidae. The transcript is spliced from 2 exons. Gene Ontology annotation, biological process: positive regulation of cell size; positive regulation of translation.
UGUAGAUGCAAUGUGAAGAAGGGAUGAUUAUCACUUGUCAUUUAUUCAGUAAAGUAACUGCAGUUUAUGAAUAUACUAUGUCUAUCGUUCUAUGUAGCCUAUAGAAUAUACAUACAUUUUUGAGAGACAAUCCAUUCAAUGGGGAUGUCUGGCGCAGCCUAUGGACCAUUAUGAUUAGAAUAUUGGACUUGGAUUCUAUGUACCAUGUUAUUAUUUCAGUCUGAUUAAAAUUAUGGACCGAAUAUCUGACUAGGCAUCUUGCCACAAGGAAAUGUGACAUAUCAGCAUUUGUUUUUUUGACAGAAAUGUUGAAAGGUAACGGCGGAAUGACCACGAGCGACUGUCUAGAAACACCUCUCCAGCAACAUUAUUUUGUUUACAUUUUUUAAGAUAUUAUUUUUGCUAUGCUCUAUUGCGCAGGCGUGCUGGCCGGGGUCGCUGUCACCGCGCUUCGCUACAUUAUUGCGUGAUUUAGCCUGUAUGGGAGGAAAGUGAAGAAAACAGAACAUUAAAAUGAAUCGGCAAAGUGGUCUUGCGGCAGCGAAAGGAUUUACUUGUGAUCCUUAAAAAUACAUUGUACCAACGAAGAAUGUCAGGGACAUCAAAUGCAGAAUCUGCUGAAGGAGUAGUCUCCAAAGUUAAAGUCAAAAAGCAGAUCAAGACUAUCGUGAAGGAUUUGGAGACCAUCCUGGGAGACUUGAGGGAUGUAGCCAAGGAACUCAAAGAGGUUGUGCAUGAGAUCGACUCCCUCACGUGUGACCUACAGCUGGAGGAAGAGAUGACGGACAGUUCCAAGACAGACACCCUGAACAGCAGCUGUAGCAGCAGCACCACCACAGCCUCCAGCAUCGACAAGAUCAAGAUCUACCCUGACGACACCAUCUUUAGGCCCCAGUGUGUCCUGACCGUGCUGAAGAAGCCCCACCCUCCACUGCCCCCUCCCAGGCUGACACCCGUCAAAGCAGAGGAGCACAACAAGAACCCACUAUCAGGGAGCCUACUAGCCAAGGCUAACGGGACUCUUAUGCGUAAUGGAGUUUUCCCAGGGAAGCCAAACAGAGACUUAUCGUGCUGCAUCUCUAAUAGUACAAAGGAAGAGAGACGACUUAUGCCCAUGCCUUUGCUACGGCAUGAAAAGACCAAAUGCCCCCAGGCAACCCGGGAGAGGGUCAGAUUCAGUGAAAAGGUCCAGUAUCACGGGUACUGCCCUGACUGUGACCUGCAAUAUGACGUCGACAACACAGAUAUGCACUUACAGACAGAAUUGACCGAUGACAUGAGCCCUGUCCAUCAGUGUUCCUCCUCCUCACCACCAUCCCAGCUCAUGUUAGAAAAUGGCGGCCUCAGUGUCAGCCAUAGUUUCCCUCCUACAAACCUGCCUUGUGUGCCUCAUCCUAACCCUUCCCUGAAACCACAGAAAACCAUCCUGCGAAAAUCAACCACCACAACGGUUUGAUGUUAAUCACCCUUAAUUUAAAUAUUUCUAAAUAAUUUAUAGUGUUUUCUAUUUCAUGAGCAUCUAUUUCUACCCCAGUCAAACGUCGAAUAUCUAAACGAUGAGGAAAAGAGAGAUAGACAACGUGGCCAUGAGCUCAGAAAUGCACAAGGAGAGAUUGAACGG